AGGACCUGCUGAAACCUAGGCUGACCAACUCUGCCCUGCCAUCACCACCAUGAAGGGAACCUAUGCCUUGGCUCUCCUCGCCCUGGCCACGGCCUGUUAUGCUGAUGGCAUUACACGUGGAGCUGUGGUUGACUGCAGCAGGUACCUCAGUGGUGUUAAGGGCAUGGUAACAGCAUGUCCAAGAAACUUGCUUCCAGUAUGUGGUAGCAACGAUCAGACCUACAACAAUGAAUGUUUGCUUUGUGCAGAAAAUGCGGAACGUGGGCUGAAUGUGAGGAAACUUCAUGAUGGACAAUGUAUUGACUGCAGUGGAACCAAGGCCUUUUGCACCAUGGAAUACAGUGCUCACUGCGGUUCAGAUGGAACUACUUACAGCAACAAAUGUGCCUUCUGCGCGGCAGUAAAGAAGACUCGAGGAGCUCUUUUCUUGCUCAAGAAGGGGGAGUGCUAAAAUGCCUGGCUGAGUCCUGAGGGUCCUUCUGCCUUCAUUUCCCACUACUAGUACCUGUGUAGGUGACUUUUUUCUUCCUGAUUUGUGCUACUGGUCACCCCAAAUCAGUUCACUCAUACCAACUGCUCAUUCAAUAAAGAGUCUCCAAAAU
Molecule: messenger RNA, 602 nt
Organism: Ornithorhynchus anatinus (platypus)
Lineage: Eukaryota; Metazoa; Chordata; Mammalia; Monotremata; Ornithorhynchidae
Product: double-headed protease inhibitor, submandibular gland-like
Exons: 6
Coding region: 50-451 (133 amino acids)
Molecular function (GO): protein binding
Source: RefSeq, a predicted model, not a curated record